AGUGCUUGUGCUUGGAUCUGUUGAAUCGGUGAGUGUAUAGUUAUAUUCUUCCUGUACAUUACUGUAAGUGUGAAAACUUUAUAUGGGAGCCGGUAGGACAUUCAAGGUAGAAGGGAUAAUUAAACAAAUUGGGAGAGACAAAAUAGAAUUCAGACAUCAGUUACCUUAGUGGCUUCCGUUCAUUAACCUUUACUUAUCAUAGAUAUUGGCACGUGACCCUAUCAAGACGAUAGCCAAAUAGGAAUAAAAAAAAACUUAUUACAGUUGAAACUUACGAUCUUUCUUUAAAUUUAACAAUUCAACAAAUCACCUAGUGAAAAUGCAUAGUCAUAAUUCAAACUCAAAAUCGAAUGACGCUGAUACUACGCUAUCGGAGUUGCAAGCUUUCAAAACUUUACUAGAUACUAUAUAUGACGAUGUGUCAAGAGUAUUAGAUUCUUCUCCACCCUCCAGUCCUGAUAAAGUCAAGCGUUCUAAAAAACGCUUGAAAAAAAUUGUGAAAUCCGAGGAUAAAGAUGGAGACGAAGCAGAAGGUAGUGACAUCUCAAACAGAAGAUUUCGAUCUUCAUUUACCAACGAACAAGUUUGGUGUCUAGAGAAGAUGUUCAAGAAGUCCAAAUAUUUAUCUCGUGUAAAAAGAAUUCAUACUGCAAAGAAAUUAGGAAUCAAUGAGAAACAGUUGAAAGUUUGGUUUCAAAAUCGUCGGAUAAAAAACAACAAAGCAUCAAGGCAAGACCAAGACGACAGUGACGAAAUAAGCGACUCAUGUUCCGAUGAAAAUGAGAUAAAAGAAACAAUAAAUUCGUUAGUCGUCGAAGAAGAUGCCACAUCUAGGGGAAUGCAUACAUCGGCUGAGAAUAGUUCAACUGUAGAUCAUCAAGAUCAUCAUCAUCUACCACAAAAUGUUGAGGUGAACACCCAAAUAUACGAUAGUGGUUUUCCAAAUGCCGUCGGCUGUCAAACAUUAUACAACGGGAGUCAACAAAACGGAAACAUGAGCUACACCGAGAACUAUGGUUAUGGUAACUUUAACACCAACGGAUACGAUAGUAAUAAUUAUUGUUACCCUACCGUUAGUAAUAUCAAUAGUAAUAUCGACAAAAAUUACGGUUACCCUACUGUUAGUAAUAUCAAUAGUAAUAUCGACAAAAAUUACGAUUACCCUACCAAUAGUAAUAUCAAUAGUAAUAUCGACAAUAAUUACGGUUACCCUACUGUUAGUAAUAUCAAUAGUAAUAUCGACAAAAAUUACAGUUACCCUACUGUUAGUAAUAUCAAUAGUAAUAGUGACAAAAAUUACGAUUACCCUACCAAUAGUAAUAUCAAUAGUAAUAUCGACAAUAAUUACGGUUACCCUACUGUUAGUAAUAUCGACAAAAAUUACGGUUACCCUACUGUUAGUAAUAUCAAUAGUAAUAUCGAUAAAAAUUACGAUUACCCUACUGUUAGUAAUAUCAAUAGUAAUAUCGACAAAAAUUACAGUUACCCUACUGUUAGUAAUAUCAAUAGUAAUAUCGACAAUAAUUACGGUUACCCUACUGUUAGUAAUAUCAAUAGUAAUAUCGACAAAAAUUACGAUUACCCUACUGUUAGUAAUAUCGACAAUAAUUACGGUUACCCUACUGUUAGUAAUAUCAAUAGUAAUAUCGACAAAAAUUACGGUUACCCUACUGUUAGUAAUAUCAAUAGUAAUAUCGACAAAAAUUACGGUUACCCUACUGUUAGUAAUAUCAAUAGUAAUAUCGACAAAAAUUACGGUUACCCUACUGUUAGUAAUAUCGACAAUAAUUACGAUUACCCUACUGUUAGUAAUAUCAAUAGUAAUAUCGACAAAAAUUACGGUUACCCUACUGUUAGUAAUAUCGACAAUAAUUACGAUUACCCUACUGUUAGUAAUAUCCAUAAUAAUAUCGAUAAUAAUUACGGUUACCCUACCGUUAGUAAUAUCAAUAGUAAUAUCGACAAUAAUUACGGUUAUUAUCCACAACCUGAUGAUAAAUACGCACCGCACAACAACUAUGGAAACUACCAUACGACGACUGAAAUCACUGACAGUGACUUAAACUUACACACAACCGGAGAACGUCAGACUUCAGUUCAAAAUUUGAAUUAUUCUACGAAACCUGAACUAUCAUAUGAUUUAAGCAACGCAAUUACGGAUUUUAAUUUUUAAGCCUUUCGCCUGACAAUUAAGUUAUGAAAACUAUUUAUCAAUUAUUAAGCACUCUAAGACAAAGUGAGUAGUUAAUAUUAGCACACUUGCUAAAUACUGUUUAGACGCCAUAAGCAAUAAAAAACUAUAGCUUUACUUAUAGCCUUAAAAGUUUAACACAUUUUACGUGUGUUGAAAUGAUACGUUCAUAACAAACUUGGCUCUAGAGUGUAUUUAGAUUUUUUAAUUUUUUUAUCAAUUAGCUCCAGUCACAUUAAUUAUUAUUGUACCUGAAAACUCAUAUUGUUAAAAAAUAAAAUACAAAAUAUUUGUCAUAAAUAUUGUAAAAAUUUUAAUUUAUUCAUGCAGUAAAUAUUUUUUUAUUAGAAUAAAUUUC
This is a messenger RNA of Microplitis mediator, 2549 nucleotides long. RefSeq lists its product as uncharacterized. Bases 320 to 2173 code for a protein of 617 amino acids. Gene Ontology annotation, molecular function: DNA binding. NCBI's taxonomy places the organism in Eukaryota, Metazoa, Arthropoda, Insecta, Hymenoptera, Braconidae. The record is from RefSeq and is a predicted model, not a curated record. The transcript is spliced from 3 exons.